Messenger RNA from Dinoponera quadriceps, 3249 nucleotides. RefSeq lists its product as uncharacterized. Lineage: Eukaryota; Metazoa; Arthropoda; Insecta; Hymenoptera; Formicidae. The transcript has 4 exons. The record is from RefSeq and is a predicted model, not a curated record. The coding region runs from base 2415 to 3233 and encodes 272 amino acids.
UCAAAGUUGCGUUCGGAAACACCACACUGAGGAAGAAACAGCAUAUAAUUGGCUAAUCAAGACAAAAAGAGCUCAGGAAGAAAAAAUUUCUUUAUCAUGAUUAGUCAAUUAAAUGCAUUCCCGAAUGAAAGAUUCUUCUAAGACUGUGGCUCUGACAAUGACUCCGACGUUAGUUGAAACUUGGUGAUUGUGGCGAAAGUAUCAGAAGAAUUUGUAUAAAGUGAUUUUAUUUGAACCCCGGCAAAAAUGGAUUUCAUAAGUGAAAUCAGCUCUAGUGAAGACGAAUUUUGUUUUGAUACGGUCCGAGACGAAAUCGAUUGUAUUCAUAAAGAAAUUAGUGGGAUAGAAAGUGAAAGAAGCGAUGAAGAUGAUGACAUAGCAGUGGGUGUAAGAAGUCGAAAAAUCAGAGUAAUAGAUAGCGAAUCCGAAAGUGACAGUGGUGCCCCACAAACCUCUGAUAAAUCAGAAUGGACAGCUUGUGAUGAGUCCAGGGAAAUACCACCCAGAAUAAAAUUAAAAAAGCGAAAGACCUGCAGAGCCACAGGUAUCCUUCAAUGUGAAGGAACCUUUGCAUUUUUUUCAAGAUGUUCUUUACCGACGAGCUAGUCGAUCAAAUAAUAGCAGAUACAAACAACUAUGCUGCGAAAAAAUUAGAGGGAAGGACGCUAUUAUCACGGUCGCUUUGGCAAACAUGGUACAAUGUCACGAAGGAAGAAUUUUGGGCAUUUAUCGCAGUGAUUGUAAAUAUGAGGACAAUGCCAUUGGUCAAUAUGAAAGAAUACUGAUCAACAGACUCAAUAAGCCACAUUCCAUUUUAUGCGAACACCUUUACAAGAGAUCGAUUUACCCAAAUUUGUUCGAUGUUACAUGUACAAAUAGUAUCGGCACAAGGUAGCAACAUUACAACACGUUACAGCUCAUAACUGGCUACCUUGAUUAUAUAAACUCAAGACUUUUGAAUCAUUUUACCCAGCGAAGAAAUUUGUGUCGACGAAUCUGUCGUAAAGUUCAAAUUUCAUUUAUUACAUAUAACCCACAGAAACCGACUAAAUGGGGCAUUCGAAUUUAUACACUGGCAGAUUCCAAUACGGGUUAUAUUUGUGGAAUUUUACUUUACUAUGGCAGCCUUACAAGAGAAACAUUGAUAAGACCGGACCUUCCAGUAUCGACAAGAAUCCCCUUACACUUAUAUACAAUGUUAUUGAAUAAAUUUUCAGGUGCGCAGGGACAUCACAUGUUUACAGAUCGAUAUUACACUAGUUACAUUUUAGCUAAUGAAUUAUAUAAACUAAAGUGUCAUUUGACUGGGACAAUAUUAACUAAUGGAAAAGAGUUGCCAGAUGCAAUAAAAAAACCGACAACUUCCAAAAGGAAAGUCAAUGGUAGCCUAUCGUAAGAAAUAAUAAUGUGAUUCUGGCGUGGAAAGAUAAGAGGAUCGUCACGCUAUUGACAAAUUAUCAUAAUGCAGAAAUGAGUACCGUUGAACGAAUAUUCCGGCAUAGUGUUCAAAUUGUGAUUAGAAAACCUAAUGCUAUCAUAAAUUAUACCAAAUUCAUGGACGGCGUUGAUCUGGCAGAUCAGUAUAGCUCGACAUACUGCUUUAUGAGGAAUUUCCUGAAGUGGUGGCGCAAACUAUUUUUUUGGGGAUUGGAAAUUUGUUUAAUUAAUUCGUAUAUUCUCUACAAACAAGUAAAAAGGCAGAGAAACGAACAGCCACUUAUACAUUUGCACUUUCGAGAAAUUUUGGUAAACCAAUUGAGAGGAGAUUUUCGACAACCGCGAGGUCGAGCUUCAAGAUCGACCUCCAAUUCUGACGAAAUUCGGCUAAACGGAAAACUCCGUGUAAUUCUUACUGGUACAAAGAAGGAUUGCAAAGUUUGUUCUAGUCGAAACAAACCAGGUGGGAGACAUGAGACGACCUAUUACUGCGAUGCAUGUCUAGAUAAGCCAAGAAUGCAUCUUGGGUCAAUGUUUUAUAAAUUAUCAUACGAAGCUAAAAUACAGAUCGUAAUUUUUGCAAAAUUAUAUUCUUAAAGGUGUAAAUAUAGAUAAACUAUCAAAAUAUAACGUUUUUGUAAGAUAAUUUGUAUAUAAGAUCAUUUUAUUGUACCCUGUAAGACACUCGACACAUCUGCGAAAAUCGCCUCGUCCUGCUACCUCACCCGGCCGAAAAAGUCGUCGUCAAAAGGUUAAGUAUAUCUUAACAUUAUAGAAGUCGUAAUGAGUUGACAAUUAAAAGAUCUUGCAAUAACUUCGCGUUCUUCAUAAAGAUACACUAUAUUCAGGAUUGACAGAAAUUAUAAACUUGACAGUUUUACAAGCCCGAUAAAUCACACGUUUCUCGUUGUUGCGACGUACAAUCGUCUUCUGUAAAUUUAGACGUUUCGAACGAUUUGUCUGUAAAACUCGCCAGUAUGCGUGCCGAAGAAAAGGAAGCCGUCAAAGUCACGUCUACUUCUUUCGAAACGGACGAUACUAAUAACCGUACUUUUAAGUAUCACGAGCAAUUUCAACAAGUGGAGAAUUUUCGCAUAUUUAGCAAAAUUUUGGAUAAGUCGGAAUGUACGAACGGAGAGGACAAAUAUCUCAUAAAAUUGACGAGUUCAUCCAAAUCAAUCGGUACAAUUGGCACAGAAAAAAUCUCGACCGCGUCAAUCGAGGCUCGAAAGAAAUCGGAUGUUUGGGAACAUAAAACAAUAUCAGAUACACGAAAUACAAUUCGACGAGUCGAACGUAUCUCGUGGAAGUACAAAAAUCCACACAGCCUCUCCAUUUGUGAUCGUACGCGUUAUGAAAAAUCCGAAUCGGAUGACAUUCUGAAAAAGGACGAACCUCAGGAAGGAAAAAUGGGACGAAGCAUUCUCUCUGAUUAUCGAGAAUACUUGGCAAACCAUCAGGAAUCCUAUCGCAUACCAGAAACUAAAUAUUCAUUUGCUGCCUUGAUCACAAUGAUGGCUCAGGUCACAGUACAAUCUUUGUGGGCUUUAUUAUACAUGUUCAUUAACAUCAUCCCUGUUAUUCAGAUGUUUUCCUUCAUACUGAGGUUUGUAUUGGACCAAAUACUCAACAUACGGAAGACGAAGGAUCUGCGCCAAAUGACGGUGAAAUUCGCGGUACUCGCCGUGCAGUUGCUCAGCAUACACGUUUGUCUGAUAUUCAUACUUGGCUUCAUCGUCUUCCCAAUUGUGCAAAUGGCAGUCAGCAUCGCGGUGAAACUCGUGACGAGCAAUUAAGACAAGCCAAGGACGG